Messenger RNA from Funneliformis geosporum, 348 nucleotides. The record is from the annotation of a GenBank genome assembly. NCBI's taxonomy places the organism in Eukaryota, Fungi, Glomeromycota, Glomeromycetes, Glomerales, Glomeraceae.
AUGUAUUUUCCGACGAAACCAGAAGAAUACUUAAUGUAUGGAAUAACAAGAUUCAAGGACGAUGAUGAAGUUGUUUUUGAUAGCGAUCCUUUAUUGAUUAUCGAAUACAAUCAACCGGGUCUUGCAAGCCGAACACCUGGUUACGUUCCUAUUGCAUUUUCAAAUUUUAAUCAGGCGUCACAAUCCAAUUCGGUAAUCACGUUUAAUCAUAUGCAAACAUUGGAUAAUGCUAUAGUACGAUUAUAUAUGAGUUAUAAUAACCAUUUGUUAGGACGACAAGAUCCUAUAGUUGGACGAGUAAAUGUGGUGAUAUUUGCAAAGGCAAACAAAUUUGAAGUAUCGGAAUGA